AUGCAUAAGAAUAUAUGUAUAUAUGGAGGGUCCUUUGAUCCAAUUACAUAUGCUCACGAAAUGGUUCUUGAUAAAAUUAGUAAUUUAAACUGGAUUCAUGAAAUAUGGGUAGUUAUAUGUAGAUGUAGAAAUGAUAAAAGCUUAACAGAAUUUCAUCACAGACAUAACAUGUUUACUAUAAUAAUAAAUAACUCAUCUAAAAUAAUAAAAAGCAAAAUAUUUUUAAAAGAUCUUGAAUCUCAUAGUGAAAUGACUCCAACUUAUCAUUUAUUAAAAACUCAAAAAGAAUUACAUCCUAAUUACAAUUUUUACUUUGGUCUUGGAUCAGAUUUAUUAUGUGAUAUAUUUUCAUGGGAUGAAGGUGAAAAACUAGUGUUAGAAAAUUCAUUUAUAAUUAUUGAAAGAGGUCACUUUAAAAUAGAUGAAAAUCUAUUAAAGAAAUUUCCAAAAUAUUAUUUAAUUAACAUACCCAAAUUAUCUUUUAUUAAUUUUAUUUCAUCAAGUGAAGCUAGGAAAUUUUUAACCAAAGAAAAUGAUAUAAACGAUAUAAAAAAAUAUAUUCAUCCCCUUACUAUUGAUUAUAUUCUAAAGUAUAAGUUAUAUGAUUUUAAUUAG
Plasmodium adleri (nom. inval.) is the source of this 615-nucleotide messenger RNA. Its product is annotated as nicotinate mononucleotide adenylyltransferase. Gene Ontology annotation, cellular component: cytoplasm. The record is from RefSeq and is a predicted model, not a curated record. NCBI's taxonomy places the organism in Eukaryota, Apicomplexa, Aconoidasida, Haemosporida, Plasmodiidae. Bases 1 to 615 code for a protein of 204 amino acids. The transcript has a single exon. Gene Ontology annotation, biological process: NAD+ biosynthetic process. Gene Ontology annotation, molecular function: nicotinate-nucleotide adenylyltransferase activity.